AUGCCUUGUUUUAUGAAUUUGGGACCAACAGUUGAGGCUCAGAAGGAACUCUUCCUAAUCAGUUUACGUUUGCAUGUGUCAGAAGCUUGUGCGGGUUGUUCUUUUCUUAUUGCGGACAAUCAAGUUCAUUCGCUCCUCUUGAAGUCUGGUAUACCUACUGACGUGUAUCUUGUCAACCUCACUUGUAGACAUGCAUGCGCAACGGGGUACAUUGAAGAUACAUCAUGCAUUCUUGAUGCGAUGCCAAAGAAAAACACUCGUGGAAUUCAAUUGUCGGAGAAGAAAAAGAGUGGCAUUGCCCAUCCUUGA
This is a messenger RNA of Ilex paraguariensis (yerba mate), 309 nucleotides long. The record is from the annotation of a GenBank genome assembly. NCBI's taxonomy places the organism in Eukaryota, Viridiplantae, Streptophyta, Magnoliopsida, Aquifoliales, Aquifoliaceae.